CACAAAAGAUGGUUCACGAACGGUUGGGCCCUGACCACUUUGGGCACUUGACAAUUUGACCCUUUUAGAUGGCGAACCUGUGGCUGGCAGCUGAAACGAUCUACAUACGCACCUUUUCCUGUCUCAAAUUCCAAACCCUUUUUUCUGGCACCCAAUUUUAACGGGCACCAUUGCUUUGCCGCUCUCUUGCCUCCCGAACGAAGUCCUCUGUUAUGGGGUUUAGGCUGCCCCUGAAAUGGGGUCUCUCAGUUCAGCCCCCUUUCUCCACCAAGUCAUCAUCGUAUUGGCUUUCUUCAAUUUCAUAUAUUAUCCCAAUAGAUGCAAAUGGAAAUUCUCUCACCUUCUAAUUCCAAGUUUAGGCAAGAUGCCCUUUACAUCACAGAAACAUAGUUGUGAAUCCUCAUUCAUAUGGAAAAAUGUCGGAUUAGCAUUUUCAAGGGAAGGGAGACUUUAUACAAUUCAUUAAGGACUUCUCCAUCUUUUAUCAAUGGGGAGAAUGAUGCUUCGCAUAAUGAUCCUCUCAAGGUGUGGACUUGCUUAUCUGAUGCACAACACUGUGAAAAUGACGACUCUGUAACUGCAGUGAAGAUGGCAAUUGGCAGAGGGUCUCAAAGUGGAUUCUACACCAGAACCUGCAACAAUGUUGAUAUGUCAGCGCAGGAGGAUAAGUUGCCAUUCCUUGAAUCAUCCAAAGCAAAACAUUUUGGUUUUCUGAUGCAAAAUCUUGAGAUGCUGGAGCAUAUUUUUGCUGACUCAGAUGGCGUUAGACUGGAAAGAGAUAUUCUUGUGCAACUAGAAAGGAUUGGAGCUCUAGAAUUAUUCCAUACCUGUCUUGAGAGGACACUAAAAUCUUCGACUUCCUCCAAUUUGACUGAUGUGCCAAUUGAGCUUAUUGAAGAAAUUCAGGAGGAUGGUCUUGUGAAUGUUAACGUGGAUAAGAGUGUUGUCUCCUCUGGAAAAAGACAAGAAAGGGAAUCAAGGAGAAAGAGACAACCCAAGAAUACCAGAGGCAUUAAAGUAGAACUAUUGCCAAAAAGAUUUGGAGAUCCAAGACAGCCAAAGUUAUCUUCUGGAAAAAAAUUAGGAAAUUCUAGAAAUACACGUCAGAAUAUCGCUAAAAAUGAAAUAGAAAUGUCAAUUGGUAUUAAGGUGGUUGCCGAACUGGAGAGGUUAAGGUCAGUACUGGAAGAAGAAACUGGCCGGGUAGCUAGCUCAAGUGGCUGGGCUAAAGCUGCUGGUCUGAGCCAAAAGAUCUUGCAGCAGCGUUUACAUUUUGGUUGGUAUUGUAGGGAUGAGCUUCUAAGAAGUACAAGGUCCUUAAUCAUAUAUCUUGCCAGAAACUACAGGGGAUUUGGUGUGGCAUUUGAUGAUCUAAUCCAGGCAGGGAAUAUGGGUGUCCUAGAAGGUGCUGUAAGAUUUGACCACACAAGGGGAUACAAAUUCUCAACCUAUGCCCAGUAUUGGAUAAGGAGAUCAAUGUCGAGAACUGUAGCAAAGCAUGCUAGAGGGAUUCGAAUUCCUAUCAAAUUACGUAAAUCAAUAAAUGAAAUACAAAAAGCUCGAAAUGCUUUGAGUAGCAGCCAUGGAAAAUUUCUGAGUGAAAGUAUAAUUGCAGAGUUCACAGGUCUUUCCACAGAAAGAAUUGCAUUGGCCAACAAACGACUGAGAGUUGUGGGUUCAGUUGAUCAGAAAGUUGGAGACUGUAUCAGUGUCAAAUUCAUGGAGUUUACCUCAGAUACAUCAACAAUGAGUCCAGAAGAAGCUGUGAUGAGAGAGUACAUGGUAAAUAAAAUGUAUUUACUUCUCAAAGAUUUGAUGCCUAUAGAGCGGCAGAUAUUGAUCUUCAGGUUUGGUCUUGGAAAUAUUCCACGCAAGUCGCUCGAGGAGAUUGGGAGGCUUUUUGGUGUUAGCAAAGAGUGGAUUAGAAGAGUAGAAAGUAGAGCACUCGCAAAACUUAGAAAUGAGAAUUGUCUUCAGGAUUUUAGCCGUUAUCUGCAUGUAUAGUAUCAACCCAUUGUAUUGUAUUGUAUUGUUAUGUGCUAUCCAAAUAAUAAGUAGUACGGAGUAUUUUAUUAAAAUUUUCA
Messenger RNA from Ipomoea triloba (trilobed morning glory), 2084 nucleotides. Its product is annotated as RNA polymerase sigma factor sigC-like. Bases 409 to 2004 code for a protein of 531 amino acids. Gene Ontology annotation, molecular function: DNA-binding transcription factor activity. Lineage: Eukaryota; Viridiplantae; Streptophyta; Magnoliopsida; Solanales; Convolvulaceae. The transcript has 8 exons. Gene Ontology annotation, biological process: regulation of DNA-templated transcription; DNA-templated transcription initiation. The record is from RefSeq and is a predicted model, not a curated record.